Messenger RNA from Meyerozyma guilliermondii ATCC 6260, 699 nucleotides. It is a transcript of the gene CTR1, whose product is annotated as high-affinity Cu transporter. NCBI's taxonomy places the organism in Eukaryota, Fungi, Ascomycota, Pichiomycetes, Serinales, Debaryomycetaceae. Gene Ontology annotation, biological process: intracellular copper ion homeostasis; copper ion transmembrane transport. The record is from RefSeq and is a predicted model, not a curated record. Gene Ontology annotation, cellular component: plasma membrane. Bases 1 to 699 code for a protein of 232 amino acids. Gene Ontology annotation, molecular function: copper ion transmembrane transporter activity. The transcript has a single exon.
AUGCACCACGUUAAGCGCCACAUGGAUAUGGCUUCCUCCUCGAUGGGUUCAAUGGCUUCAAUGACUCACAGCAUGAUGGAUAUGGCUUCUUCCACAAUGGGUUCCAUGUCGACUUCCACCGGUAUGGAUAUGGAUCAUGACCAUGGUAUGGAUAUGGAACUGAUGCACAUGUACUUUACUACCCAGUACAAGAACUAUCCUGUGUUGUUCAAAACCCUUACUGCCAGUAACAAGGGCCAGGCUUUCGGAAUCUUUUUGCUCUUGUUUGUGGUUGGUUUUCUUACCCGAGGCAUAGAGUUCGUGAGAAACUACCUCGAGCUGGUUGUGUGGAAAAACCCAACCUAUGUCGAGUGCCAUCCUGGUCAGGAAACAUUGACCCCUGUGGGGUCUCGUUCAGAUUGCUGCGGGCCAGUUCAGACAAAUAAAUUAUCGUCAGACUCAGAAGUAGCCGCGGAGGUUACAACCAACCAAACUUCACCCAGCUUGUCAUUUGCUUCUAGCUUGUUCCGCAAUGCCAUCCGUCUAGCCUUGUGCAUCUUGCCGGAUCUCUUUGGAUUUGCGUUGAUGUUGGCUGCCAUGUCGUACACCUUGACGUACUUCUUUGCGGUGGUUCUCGGCUUGGGAGUUGGCCGGUUUGUCUUUGAGAGACUAUCGGACCGAAUGAACCUCAAGCCGUUGGGUUCCACGUUUCACUGCUAA